ACGGCCACGUAGAUGAAGUGCAGUGCCUACAUAUGUAUAAAGGCAACUCGCACCUGGAAAUGCACGAAAAAACCGUAACUGAAAGUCUGAAAUUUUGAACUGAAUCAGAAUCGCAAGUUAUUUCGGUUUAGAAAUGCCGAGAAGUAUAGGGCCGUUUCGCGGCGAACUCGAUGAGUCGUAUCGUCCUCUCCCUUCAGUUUACUUCGCUUUACUUUCUGUCUGGUUGGUCUCCGCUUGUUCUUGGACUAUCAACACCUAUAAGAAGCGCCACUUUCAGAUGAACAAUCUGCAGUGGAUGCUGGCAUCGGUGCCACUGAUCAAAGCUUUGCAGCUAAUGCUUUCUUUCCUCUUCUGGUAUUCAUGCUUUUAUCAUGAAAUAUGUUCACUGUGGUUGUCAUUUGGGGUGUACAUAACUGGAGUGCUUUUCCAGACAGCUUCUUUCGUUUCCUUCUUGCUUAUCUCUCAUGGUUACUGCAUCAUGUGUGAGCGCCUUUCAGCAACUGAGCGCCGUGCUACAGCUGCACUUGGCUGUGUCUUUUACUUGACUCUUGUUGGAUACAGGGCUUCUGUCCCAUACUUCACGGUCCUGCUGUUGCUGAAUUAUUUAAUUUCAUUCUAUCUGAUUUUCCGCCAGAUAUCUCAAAAUCUAUCAGUUUUGAGGGAACAAUUAACUUUUAUAGAGGAUGAGGACGUUCGAGACAUGCAUGAUGCAGUGUAUACAAAGUACAUUAUGUUCAAGAAAUUUCAGAGUGCAAUGCAAGUAGUAGCUUUGGCUGAAACUGUGAUAUGCAUUAAUAUGGAUACCUCUUCAGAAAAUUACUGGCUACGAUUGUUAGUUAAGGAAUGGGCUCAGUUCUGCAUCUUUCUGUUCAUCGGAUGGACUUUUCGGCCACAAGAAUUAGCACCCCGGUUCUUUGUGAUGCCAACCGUAAAAUCUGAAGGAGAGAUAAUGUUGCCUCCAAUUUACAGCAUGGAAAUGGAUGCAGCAACUUUCAAUGACUUUAACCGUCAUGCAUGGCACAUUGGAGUGCCAAUUUCACCGUCUUGUGAUAAAAGCUCCAGGGAUUCAGUUAUAGUAGUUAUUCAACAUCCUUGUUCUCUCCCUCGAAUUGCAUAGCUUCCCAUACUACAGAUGCAUCUUCAUGACAGAGGAACAGAGUACAGUACAGUUUUUUUUUUUUUUUGGGCAAGACGGAUGUAGCUGCAAAUUGUAUUCCAAUUUUUCUCGCAGAAUUUUACUUUUCAUAGAAAUUUGAUAGGGUUAGCUCACUUUGAGAUGAUCUGUACUGCCUAGAAAAUGUAUUUGUUGAAAUAUUGUAAUCCUGUAAAAAAAAGAAAGAAAGAAAGAAAUGUAUAUAUUUUCCAUCUUUUUAAUGUAUAACUGUGUCACAAACAUAGACAUGGUCUAACAGAGUAAAUAGGUAUCAGAGGGCAAAGAGGGUUAAAAUUUCAAAUUUAAUAAAAUGUUGCAGAGGCUUUGUAAGAGAGAUUUGAGUUGUCCAUAGCUAACACUUUUACAUAUUCACGGAACUGUCUUGUUACCCUCCAUGCCUUUUUGACUUUCUAGGGUUUCCUUUGCGCAUAGUUUUAGUGAAAGACUUUGCCUUUGUAUAUGGAAAUGCAAGAGCGCCAAUCAAUUUUGCUAUUUCACUAAGGCACAACAGAGAGAAAUAUCAAAGCCCUGUAACGAUCUGUCGUUCACGUCAGAUGAGUAAUUUGAUUAAGAAGUCCAUAGAUGAGUAAUAAAAUACACUAGCCCAUCACCAAAGCAAGCCGUUCUUAUUAAUCUUGAGGGCCAUUAAAAUAUUCUUUUCCUUUUACAAAACAGUGUCGUUUCACGACUCCAGAAUUCGGGUUGGACACCCAGAAUGCAGUCCACCGAUUCAAUUGUCUUCGGUUUUUUGUAUCAUCAUGUACCCCUGGAUUCAAAUCUGAAGAAUCCCUGCAGAAUAUAAAAAUACAGAGCAGAAAGCAUCAAAAUAAUCCAAAUGAGUGCAGGUGGUGCGUUUGGUGGAAAUAGAGGACUAAGACCUGUACCUCCAGAAAAAGGAGUCUUCCCUUUGGAUCACAUGCAUCAAUGCGACGUGGAGAAGAAAGAUUACCUUAAUUGUCUGAAAUCUUCUAGCCAUCAGUCUGAAAAAUGUAGACGUUUCUCCAAAAAGUACCUGGAAUGCCGCAUGGAAAAGUAAAAACUUGAUGGCAAGGCAAGCCAUGUCAGAACUCGGGUUUGGAAAAGAAGAUUCAGAAGCUUCUGGCAGGAACAAUGAGAGUAUUAAUAAUUGAUUAACCAAUGGAAGUAGGUCAUAUGGAUGCACUGUGGAAUCAAAUACUGGAGAUUUAUGAAGUUGAAGAGCUUUGAAUCCGCUGGUUGAAUUGAUCAGGAUUCUCAUUUCAUUUGACUGUACACUUUUCAUUGUUAUCUUAGAUAUAGGGUUGUCAAAUAUAGGAUUAGAUUAUUUUGGCUGAUUUUGUAAUUCAAAUGAUGAUUUUUAGCAAGCUUGAACUUGAUUUUAA
Molecule: messenger RNA, 2514 nt
Organism: Jatropha curcas
Lineage: Eukaryota; Viridiplantae; Streptophyta; Magnoliopsida; Malpighiales; Euphorbiaceae
Source: RefSeq, a predicted model, not a curated record